GGGGAAAGCUCUACAUAAUACACAAAAUACACACACAUUGCGUGUAUUAUUUUCUUGAACGAAGUGGACGACGAACCGGGGAGUUUUAAGUUUGAACUUUUGCAAUUGCACCCUUUAAUCUUGUAAUAAAUCUUGCUCCACCUAUACACACUCUUUCGAUCUACAUUGUUAUAUCUUUGUUGGCAUUCAUCUUCUGGGCUACAAUUACCCUUCUUGAUCAAGAUUUGUCAAUUACUAGCUGCUGACUACAAAUUACUUGCAUAAUUGCAGCCAAGGAGUGGAGGCUUUAGGUCUGGACGAAUAGAAUAUGAGUAUAGUGCCAAAGGAGACGGUCGAGGUCAUAGCUCAAAGCAUGGGUAUUAAUAAUUUGACCCCGGAUGCAGCUCUUGCACUUGCUCCUGAUGUGGAAUAUCGUAUGCGGGAGAUUAUGCAGGAGGCGAUCAAAUGUAUGAACCACUCAAGAAGAACAACAUUGACGACAGAUGACAUUGAUAGUGCGCUUAAAUUGAGAAAUGUUGAGCCAAUAUAUGGAUUCGCGUCCGGUGAUCCUUUACGGUUCAGACGUGCUCUUGGACACAAGGAUUUGUUCUACAUUGACGACAAAGAUGUGGAUUUUAAAGAUGUAAUUGAAGCUCCUCUGCCUAAAGCACCACUGGAUACUUCAAUAGUCUGUCAUUGGUUGGCGAUUGAAGGUGUACAGCCGGCUAUUCCAGAAAAUGCUCCUGUAGAAGCUAUCACUGCUCCUCCAGAGACAAAUAAAGCUGAGCAAAAGGAGAGUGAACUACCUGUUGACAUUAAAUUACCUGUAAAACAUGUUCUGUCCAGAGAGCUUCAGUUAUACUUCAACAAAAUUACUGAACUCACAUUAAGUAGGUCUGAUUUGGUCCUCUUCAAGGAGGCCCUCGUGAGCUUGGCCACAGACUCAGGUCUCCAUCCUUUAGUUCCCUACUUCACUUGUUUCAUUGCAGAUGAGGUUGCACGUGGUUUAACAGAGUUUAAUGUUCUGUUUGCUUUGAUGCGUGUUGUUUGGAGUCUUCUCCAGAAUCCUCACAUACGAGUAGAACCUUAUCUACAUCAGUUGAUGCCUUCAGUUGUAACCUGUCUUGUGGCAAAAAGGUUAGGCAAUCGGUUGGCAGACAACCACUGGGAGUUGAGAGACUUUACAGCAAACCUUGUAGCAUUUAUAUGCAGAAAAUUUGGACAUGUCUAUAACAGUCUCCAAUCACGGCUUACUAAAACCUUGCUCAAUGCUUUUUUGGAUCCAAAACGAGCAAUGACUCAGCACUAUGGGGCGAUCCAAGGGUUAGCAGCACUAGGGCCUAAUGUGGUUCGACUUCUUAUAUUGCCAAAUCUUGAGGCCUAUCUGAAGCUACUUGAACCAGAAAUGCUUUUCGAAAAUCAAAAGAAUGAAUUGAAAAGAUACGAAGCUUGGCGUGUCUAUGGUGCCUUGCUGCGUGCUGCAGGUCAAAGCAUAUAUGAUAAACUUAAAUUGUUUCCGCCUUUAGCAUCCCCUCCUGCCCAUGUUGUCUUGAGGCCUAAUGCAAGGGUUAUUACCUCAAAUUUGACAAAUAAACACACAGCAAGCACAGCAAACACCGAUGAUAUGGAUAUGGAACAUCAGUCUCCUCUAAAGAAGGUCGCACUUGAGGGUGCUAUAGUUCCAGUGUCAAAUAACUCUUCGCCACAUGAUAUGGAAGUAGAAGCAAGACUCCCAGACUCUUCUGGUGCGUCUGAAGCAAGUCCGCCAUCAUCAUUACAGACCCCCAACGAAAACAAUAAAAGCAGCGAAGGACGAAAAGAUAGGGGUGAGAAUGAAUCUUUAAGGAUGAGAGCUUUGCUCAAUCAGACAUGGAAGGAGGAUUUAAAAUCUGGGCAGCUUUUGGCUAAACUAUAUGAACAGUUUGGUGAAAGGAUUUUCUCUUUUAUUCCAACUCCGGAGUUGGAGUUAUUUCUGUAACCACCGGAAAGUAUGUGAUAUUAUAUUUGCAAGAUUUAAUUAAAUUUGUAUAUUUUCCUUAUUACAAAAAAAUAUAGCUUUUCAAAAACUCCCUGGAGCUUUUGCGUUUCGUUA
Daucus carota subsp. sativus is the source of this 2071-nucleotide messenger RNA. RefSeq names its product transcription initiation factor TFIID subunit 6. Gene Ontology annotation, biological process: RNA polymerase II preinitiation complex assembly; transcription initiation at RNA polymerase II promoter. The transcript has 13 exons. NCBI's taxonomy places the organism in Eukaryota, Viridiplantae, Streptophyta, Magnoliopsida, Apiales, Apiaceae. Gene Ontology annotation, molecular function: transcription coactivator activity; RNA polymerase II general transcription initiation factor activity; protein heterodimerization activity. The record is from RefSeq and is a predicted model, not a curated record. Bases 308 to 1957 code for a protein of 549 amino acids. Gene Ontology annotation, cellular component: SLIK (SAGA-like) complex; SAGA complex; transcription factor TFIID complex.